GACACAAAGAGUUGUCAUUCAUGGUGUUGCCUCAAGUUGGUCUUCUGUUACGUCCGGCGUGCCUCAAGGAAGCAUACUCGGCCCUUUGUUGUUCGUCUUAUUUAUAAACGAUUUACCGAAUAUCAUUCCCGAAGACUCAGAUGCUCCCUUGUAUGCCGACGAUGCGACGACUUUCCGAAAAAUAACAUCAGAGGUCGAUGCUCAACAUCUACAACAAACCUUAACACACCUAACCACCUGGAGCAACACCAAUAACAUCAAAUUCAACGCAUCUAAAUGCAAAGUGUUAACUGUGUCCCGCAAAAAGAAACCCAUCACCUUUGCUUACCACCUUGGUUCAAACAACCUCCAUCACGUUCAAGAAGAAACAGAUCUUGGG
Molecule: messenger RNA, 379 nt
Organism: Paramuricea clavata
Lineage: Eukaryota; Metazoa; Cnidaria; Anthozoa; Malacalcyonacea; Plexauridae
Source: the annotation of a GenBank genome assembly